Messenger RNA from Scleropages formosus (Asian bonytongue), 4023 nucleotides. RefSeq names its product NACHT, LRR and PYD domains-containing protein 3-like. The transcript has 10 exons. The record is from RefSeq and is a predicted model, not a curated record. Gene Ontology annotation, molecular function: protein binding. NCBI's taxonomy places the organism in Eukaryota, Metazoa, Chordata, Actinopteri, Osteoglossiformes, Osteoglossidae. The coding region runs from base 152 to 3346 and encodes 1064 amino acids.
CAUGGUGGAUAUUUUGAAAGACAGACAUAUGUUUUCCAAGUAAACAAAAUCAUACUGUGGAUAUCUACACACUUGUUUUGAAGGUGUCCACAGAGAUCCUUAUCUUGUGUGUCCCAAUCCAGAGUCCUGAGGUGGAGUUGCUCUUUCAGAAAUGAGUCACUCCGGAGAGUGUAAGGAGGGGGAAACUUCCUCAAAAAUGAAUCUGAACAGAGUCCAGCAGGAGAGAACAGACUCACCCGAACCCAGCUGUGUGUCCAUGAAGAGUAACAGGUCAAUGGGUCACCCUGUUAACUUCCAUCAGGGACAGUUUUCUACAGGUGGAAGACAUCAACUGAAGAAAAGUGACUCAGCAUUUCAACCGGAGGAUUUAUCAGCCAUAUUCAAGUUGCUUGAAGACCGUGCUGUAAAGUUCCUGAGAGAUGAGCUGCAUAAGUUCAAGAGUAGUCUGAGUCAAGAUUACCCAGCAUGCUUUGAGCCUCAAGAUGACAAUGACCUGGACAAUGAAGCUGAGACCCAGAAGAUCUGUGGCAGAGAGGGGGCUCUGAAAAUCACACUGUACAUCCUGAGGACCAUGAAUCGGAAGGACCUCGCAGACACGCUGGAGAAGAAUGAACUGCAGAUGACGUAUCUGCAAAAAUAUAGAUCUAAUCUGAAGAAGAAAUUUGAGUGUGUGUUUGAAGGGAAAGCAAAGCAAGGAAAUCCAGUCCUACUCAAUAAGAUUUACACAGAGCUCUACAUCACUAAAGGUGGAACUGGAGGGAUCAAUGAUGAACAUGAAGUGAGACUUAUUGAAACAGCCACCAAGAGUCCAGCAAUACAAGACAUUGCGAUUCAGUGCAGUGACAUUUUCAAGCCCUUACCUGGAGAAACGACACCUAUCAAAACUGUGCUGACAAAGGGGGUUGCAGGCAUCGGAAAAACAGUGUCUGUGCACAAAUUUAUUCUUGACUGGGCAGAAGGAAAAGCAAACAAAGAUAUUAACUUCAUAUUUGCUUUUCCUUUCCGGGACCUAAAUCUGAUGAAGGGUAAAGACUACAGCCUAAUAGAACUCAUUCACCACUUUGUCCCAGAACUGAAAGAGUUUGGAUCAGCUGAGCUAGAAAAAUAUAAAGUCUUGUUCAUCUUCGAUGGCCUGGAUGAGAGUCGACUUCCUUUAGAUUUCCAGAACAAUGAGAGCUGGUUUGAUGUAACAAAGACAACAUCUUUGGAUGUGCUGUUGACCAACCUCAUUAAGGGGAAUCUGCUUCCCUCUGCUCUCAUCUGGAUAACUUCCAGACCAGCAGCAGCAGGUCUGGUCCCCCCUGAGUGUGUCCACCAGGUGACAGAGAUACGAGGGUUUAAUGAUCCUGAGAAGGAGAAGUACUUCAAGAAGAGGUUCAGUGAUCAGAACCUGGCCGACAGGAUCAUCACACAUGUAAAGUCCACAAGGAGUCUCUACAUCAUGUGUCAUAUUCCUGUCUUCUGUUGGAUUUCAGCCACUGUUCUCGAGACGUUAUUUGAUACUGAAGACAGUGGAGAAAUCCCAAAGACUCUGACUCAGAUGUACACACACUUCCUCAUUUUUCAGUCAAGUCUAAAGAAGGAGAAGUAUCAAAAAAAUCAAGAAAUGGAGGUUCCCAAGACUUUAAAAUUAGACAGGAAAUUCCUCUUUAAAUUGGCAAAGUUGGCUUUUAGAAAUCUUGAAACAGGCAAUGUCAUAUUUUAUGACGAAGAUCUGAAUGAGUGUGGCAUUGAUGUCAGUGAAGCUUCAGUGUACUCUGGAGUGUGUACAGAAAUCUUCAAAGAGGAGUCUGGGUUAUACCAGAGGAAGGUUCACUGCUUUGUGCAUCUGAGUGUUCAGGAGUAUCUUGCUGCUUUGUAUUCAGUGUUGUUAUACAGAGACAAGAAAUACAGUUUUUUUAAAUAUAUAUUAUCAUUUAUUCUGAAACCACUAUUACGUUCUACAGAAAACUGGUCUGACUUUCUGAACAGUUCAGUGGAUCAGACUUUACAGAGCAAGAAUGGACACUUGGACCUCUACCUCCGCUUCCUUCUUGGCCUUUCCAUGGGUUCCAACCAGAGUCUGUUACAAGGGCUACUGCCAGAAAGCAGAAACAAAUCAUUUGAUACUGAAAAAACAGUCCAGUACAUCAAGGAGAAGAUCAGAGAGAAUCUCUCUCCAGAGAGAACCAUCAAUCUGUUCCACUGUCUUAAUGAACUCAAUGACAAUUCUAUAGUGGAGGAAGUCCAAGGUUACCUGAACUCAGGAAAUCUUUCAGCCAAAGACCUCUCACCUGCACAGUGGUCAGCUCUGGCCUUUGUGUUACUGAUGUCAGAAAAGGAGCUAGAUGUGUUUGACCUGAAGAAAUACAUCAGAUCAGAGGAAGGUCUUCUGAGGCUGCUGCCAGUGGUCAAGGUCUCCAGAACAGCUCUGCUGAACCAGUGUGGACUGACAGAGAGAUGCUGUGAAGCUCUGGUCUCAGUUCUCACCUCAAACUCCUCACACCUGAUAGAGUUAGACCUGAGUGACAAUGACCUGCAGGAUUCAGGAGUGAAGAUACUCUCUGCUGGACUGGGGAACAAACACUGUAAACUGGAGAUACUGAGACUGUCUGGCUGUUGUGUCACAAAGGAAGGCUGUGGUUCUCUGGCUUCAGCUCUACGUUCAAACCCGUGUUCACACCUGAGAGAACUGGAUCUGAGUUACAAUCACCCAGGAGACUCAGGAGUGAAGCUGCUCUCUGAUUUAUUGGAGGAUCCACACUGUAAACUGAAGACACUGCAUGUGGACCAUGGUGGACAGUGCAUGAUCAGACCAGUUCUUUUCCAAUACUUCUGCCAGUUCACACUGGACCCCAACACAGCAAACAGAGAACUGUCUCUGUAUGAGGAAAACAGGAAGGUGACACGAAGCGAGGAGAAUGAGCAGCAGUAUCCUGAUCAUCCAGACAGAUUUGACUGUUGGGCCCAAGUUCUGUGUGUAGACAGUGUGUCUGGUCGCUGCUACUGGGAGGUUCAGUGGACUGGAGAAAAUGGGGUUGAAAUAGGAGUGACUUAUAAAGGAAUCAGGAGGAAAGGAAACAAUGCUGAUUGUGUGCUUGGAAACAGCGACAAGUCCUGGAGUCUUUGCUGUUCUGAUAGGAGACACACUGCUAGACAUAAUAACACACACACUGACAUACCUGUGCCUGCCUCCUGCACAGUAGGAGUGUAUGUGGACUGGCAGGCUGGCAUUCUGUCCUUUUACAGUGUCUCCUCUGGGGAACUGAAUCUCCUGCACACACUGACCACUAGAUUCACUGAGCCCCUCUAUCCUGGGUUUUGGGUUGGCUUGGGCUCUUCAUUGUCACUGUGUGACCAGCAGUAGGAACACAAACACUCCUCAUUGUGUAAUAACAGUGCCAUGAGUGUGGGAUUGUUGUUUCUUUGUGUAAAACAGAGAAACAUUCAUACAUAUUUUUUUCAAGAACAAUAUGGAGAUGCCAUGUACAGACUGUCAGACUGCACUAAGCAAGGGUGGGGAAGUAAUGACCACUUCUGGGGAGACUGUUGGAAGGAACACUCUGAGGGACUCCUCAGUCUGGUGGACAUGCACACUUAGCAACAGGCUAUCACACUCCUUAGCUUCCCUGGCAAAGCUUAUGCUUGGGUACCUGAAAGGAGACUGUUCAAUAGCUGACCCUUAAAUUCAGGGGGAGCAAUGUGGAUUGGCGCAGUUGUGGAACAGUGGUAAAGGCAUAUAAUCAUGUCCCUCAUGUGCUAUGGGAAAUACUCUAGGAAUGUGGGCUACCAAGGCUGCUGAUAUGUGCUAUGUGAUCCAAGUAUGAGUGCAGUAUGGAGAUUUGUAGAGAAUUUCCCACUGGGAGGAGACUCCAGGGCAGACCCAGGAGCUGUUAUACAGAUUACAUCUCUUGGGCCAAUUCCUGGGGAUCCCCCAAGAGGAGCUGAAGAAAAGAAGGCCUGGGUUUGCUUACUCAACUUUCUCUGACCUUCUCUAAGUUGAGAGACUGACUAGAAACACUCUUAACAAAUAUGUGGUUUAUU